AUGGCUAAUCGCUGGAAAUAUAUGGGACACGAGAUUGGGGGUUGGGUUGCCACGAAUCCUGAACCAGUUCAAAAACUUGUGUUUAAACUUGAUAAAUAUAAGUGGAAAGGAAACGGACAAUAUGCUCGUUUACCUGAACAUUACAAACAACGUGCUAUCGAACAUCUAUAUGGAAAUAAGGAAGAUGUACAUGAAGUACGCGAUAAACGAAAAUUUAUUGUCAAUCAUGAGACAGGCGUUUGGACUCGAACUAAACAUGUACCUGUAACUGUUGUACCAACUGUGCAAGCCGAUAAAGGUUUAUGGGGUGGUGAAGGUGUACUGAUUGGUUAUGAAGACGGUAAUGUUGUUGAUGAAUAUUAUCGAUGUUUUAUUUCGGUGCCUAAACUAAUGAAAUUACUAUUCUACAGUGAAAUUCUUCAUCAGCAUUAUGCUAUUUGUGUUACACGACGUACAAUUGCAAAAAUCGAAGAAGCCACAACACUAGACCAUUAUAUUCUUAAAACUCCUCUUCAAGAUCUUAACUCGAAAUUCGGUUAUGAUCUUCGUCGACAAAUGCUACAUAAACUAGUUAAUAAUGGAGAAAAUCUGUGGUCAGAUAAUCCAGAAAAACAACGAAUAAUAUACGAAAAAUACAAACAAUAUCAAGUACCUAAAGAAGAAAUUGAUUGGAUUGGUUUGUUACCCGAUGAAGCAUUAGAAAAACUCGAAAAAGAAGAAGAUGAAAAAUAUGAACGAUCGAUUCGACCAUGGAAAGAAUUAUUUCGUGAAUCACUCAUUACUGAACUUUCUCGACGACAAAAAAAUAAUGAACCUAUUGAUAUAACACCAGUUACAACUAAACCACCACCAAAGACAUUGAAGGAAAAAGUAAUCAAUAAACUAUGGGGCUCCUGA
Rotaria socialis is the source of this 897-nucleotide messenger RNA. Lineage: Eukaryota; Metazoa; Rotifera; Eurotatoria; Philodinida; Philodinidae. The record is from the annotation of a GenBank genome assembly.